AUGCAGGGCGGUGGCAUGCAGAGCGCGGGGUACGUGGUGGCGGACAACCGGGAGAGGGAUCGCAAGAGGGAUGGGUCUGGCAAUGGCAGCGGCAGCGGUGCUGGUCGGCAGGGGUCGGGGCAGCAGCAAGGCCGUGGGCGUGGCGCAGGCGCAGGUGCAGGCGUGGGUGGUGGUGGUGGUGGUGGUGGUGGUGGUGGUGGUGGUGGAGGACGUGCAGGCGGAGCGGGCGGCAUGAGCGGAGGGGCGGGGUAG
Closterium sp. NIES-65 is the source of this 252-nucleotide messenger RNA. Lineage: Eukaryota; Viridiplantae; Streptophyta; Zygnematophyceae; Desmidiales; Closteriaceae. The record is from the annotation of a GenBank genome assembly.